Pimephales promelas (fathead minnow) is the source of this 4169-nucleotide messenger RNA. Its product is annotated as putative G protein-coupled receptor 149. Gene Ontology annotation, biological process: neuropeptide signaling pathway. Lineage: Eukaryota; Metazoa; Chordata; Actinopteri; Cypriniformes; Leuciscidae. Gene Ontology annotation, cellular component: plasma membrane; neuron projection. The record is from RefSeq and is a predicted model, not a curated record. Gene Ontology annotation, molecular function: neuropeptide binding; G protein-coupled receptor activity.
AGAGCGCAUACUGACGGAAGAAAUGUGCUGCCCGAACCACUACUACGCGCGUGUGAUGCAUCUAUCCACACAUGCUCUGAUAGCAAACCACGUCACAAUCCUUGCAAGUAACAGUUUAAACAAAAAAAAUGGUUCCUUGAUGCAUUGCAUUUGUUGAGCAUUUAAAGACCAACGGGUGGGAUAUUGUAUCGGACUUCGUGAAACGCUGUCGCUGGAGGAAACUUUCAUGCGCUCAGUCUGAUCACCGGAUUCUCCUUUAGAGGGAAUGAGACGAGUGAAGUCAGGAAAGUUAGGCUGAAGGAAAAUGUCGGCGACAUAUGGCUCACCUUUUUCGAACAAAACCAGCCAAUAUGAGGACGCAGUCGAGGGCAACUGGCACCUUCUCUUUGGUUUAUCCUUCGCCAUCUCCACCUUCACUUGCCUGGGAGGUUUGUACUCGCUUAUGUCGCUGCUCAAGAUGAGGACUAAGUCUUCCCUCUGUCUGAUAGUAGCUUCUUUAUCCAUAGACGACCUGAUCAGCGUCGUGCCGCUCACGCUCUUCAUGAUCUUGCAAUGGAGGAGCGGAGACGCAAACCGGCCGGGCGCUAUGUGCACCCUGUCCGGAAUCCUGUAUGUUUUCCAAGGAUUGUCAAGCAAUAUGAAAGCCUGUCUCCUAGUUGCUUACACUUUCUACGUGACAAAGCGCUUUGGAGUGUAUCAAACCCAUAACCGACCUUUCUGGGUGUUUGUGGCGGUGGUGGCGGUUUGGACGGUGAGUCUCACGGUCAGCGUCCUGCCUGUGUGCGGCUGGGGCCGCUUCGCCCCCGCUUCUGUCGGUUGUCUCCCGGAGAACGACAGCCUGUACGUGCUGCUUCUGUUCUCUGUUUACUCACUGUGUUUCUGUGGGCUGGUUAUUUGUUCGGUUCCUCUCUUCUACCAGCUCAUGUGCUCCACGGAAGCCAUGAGAACAUUUUACCCGAGCUAUUUUGAAAUUACCGGGUCGGCACCGCUGUGUGAGAUCCCCUCUUUGUCACGGGAUAGCUUGGAUAAAAGUUUGGAAGCCUACAAUGAAUUCAACUCGAACAUUGCCAGUUUUAAAAACAAAACGGAGACGUAUUCACUGUCAUAUUCUCCAGCAACCGGUCAUUUCCAGAAAGAUGGAGCUCAGAGUGCACGUUAUUCCCCUGUGUUUUUCUCUCAAAAGCGCUUCUCGAUGAUUCUGGCCAUGGCUCGAAUGAUUCUAUGGAUGCCAAUGAUGACCCAGAUCCUGGUGAGUCAUGCUCUUCACAUGCACAGCUCGUCCUUGGAGACUUUCUGUUUUUUCCUGACCUUGCUCUCUACGGCGGUCACCCCUGUGUUCGUGUUUUCGGAACGCUGGAUCCAUCUGCCUUGUGGCUGCUUCAUCAACUGUCGCCAAGGCUUAAGUUCGGAGCUUUCCACUGCAAAGAAAAGGAGAUUUGAAUUCAACCUCUCCUUCCAGCGAGGCUAUGGUAUUUACAAGAUCUCCCAUGGCAAGUCACCAUCCAUCGAGAAACCCUCUUUUAACAGUUUAUACAGCUGCUAUUUCUCUGAAAGCAGAGCCGCAGUAGUGGACAGCGGUCAUAUUGGUAAUUUCAGCACCGUGGCAGCAGAGGACAGCUCCCUCCACAGCGAGAUGAUGCUCGAGGAGACAGUGGACAGCCAGCCUCAGAGCUCCACAGAAAGGGACAGGCCAUGCAAUGUCUCACCUCAGGUGUCAACCUGCGAUGGUGAGGAUCUUCACCUUGACAACUUGUCAGUAUUUGACAUUCCAGAGAGGAGGCUGUCCCACAAGGAGUGUCGUAAAAUAGAGUUGACUGACUGGGAGUGGUGCAGAAGUAAAUCUGAAAGGACUCCCAGACAGAGAUCCACAGCUGGGUUAGCCAUUCCAUUAUGUGCCUUCCAGGGCACCGUUUCCCUCCAUGCCCCCACGGGCAAAACACUGUCCCUCUCCACCUAUGAAGUCAGCAGCGAUGGCCUAAAGAUCUCCUCCAACAAUGCGAAGAAAGUUGAGGUGUACCGUUCCAAAUCGGUGGGUCAUGAACCUAGUGCAGAAGAGCCAAACUCCAGCACUGGGGGUGGGGGAGUUGGAGACACAAAUGUAAAAAUCCAUCUGGAAGUUUUGGAGAUCUGUGACAAUGAAGAGGCCAUGGACAGCGUCUCUAUUGUCUCCAAUAUCAGCCAGUCAUCCACACAUGCACGUUCGCCUUCUCUGCGCUACUCUCGUCGUGAGAACCGCUUUGUGUCAUGUGACCUUGGCGAAACAGCCUCAUACUCGCUGUUGAUCCCCACGAGUACCCCGGACACAGACAACAUCAACAUUCACAUUCCGGAUACGGUAGAAGCGCACAGACAGAACAGCCGGAGACAGCACCAGGAGACUGGAGGUUACCAGGAAGAGAUACAGCUGCUCAAUGAAGCCUAUAGGAGGCAGGCAGGUGAUCAAGGGAACUGACAUAACCAGAUAUACUAGGCUAUGCCAAUGGACUGAGAAGUCCCAGGUAUAAAAGUUUAGAAUGUUUGGAUGCAAGAUUGUGACAAAAGCUUAUAGUGUUGCAAGUUCAGGGUAGAUUCAAGCACCCAGACCUGAAAAUCAAGGUACAAAAGAGGCAGGGGAAAAUCUACUAUCUAUAACUAUAGUAGCAGUUGAUCAGAGGUUGCAAUGUGAAAAUACAGCUUUUGAAUUAAGCACUGCUGAAUAAGUCCUUAAGUGGUUGAAAGUGAUGUGAAAUAAAGGUUAUUGGGUACAAAGAAGGAGGAAUGGACUUCCUUCUCUGAUGUUCUUUGACUUAUUGAAUACAAAUAUAAGUGCGUAGACAGAGGGGCUUGAGGAGAGGGUUGAAUAAAGGAUACAUAAUGUGUAUGUUCAUCUGUUGAGAUGGACAAAGAACGGAUUUCCAAGGGCGUGUGAAGAAAGAGAAAAAGCUAAAAUAAAUACAUUUUAAAAUACAGAAAAAGACUUCAAAUUUUAAUUUGAAUUUAUAUCCAAUUUAAAUUUAUAUCCAAUUGUACAACUUUGUUGCAAUGACAGCAUAACACCUAAGACCCUAAAAUGACGGCAAAAAUGACAAGUACAACAUAAUACACACAUUUAAAGAGGCUAUAUGCAGCUUUUCCCCCAAAAUAAACAUAACAAUAGCCUUUUUAUUUUACCAUUUAUGACUCAAACAUCUCCUGAUGAGCAUACUGACACCUUGUCCGCUCACAGUGGGUGCACCUAUAAGCCUGUAUCCUAAUUUUCCUAUUUUCUGUCGGGUCGGACUUUUCCCGCACUGUCUGCGGAUGUGACGUCAAGUGCGUUCAUGUUACGUAUUUUCCGCAAAGCAUCCAGGCGGCGCUACAUUUGAAAAAAUGCAGCGCGUCAAAAAGCUGGCCGAUGCCCAUCUUUAUGUAAAUGAAUAAGAUCCUUCUCUAUAUGAGUUCGCAUCUACCACGGAUUUUUUUAGCGUAACAAUGUGUUCAGUUGUACAUUAACAGUGCAGUCGAUGCUGUUGUUUACAUCCGAGCGCCUCCAUAAUGGCCGCUCAUCCGGGUUACCGCCCAGAACGUCGGAGAAAACCCUCAGAUCACUCUGCCAGCCCACCACUGCUAGUCAGCAAGUAGCCUACACUCGCAAACAGAACACUUAUCUCAAACAAUAUAUGUAUUUAACUGUUCUUACCUCUGUAAACAUAAUGUUGACCUCCUUGCAGCAGAUGACUUUUAAAGUGUGCAAGUACGAGCGAGCGCUGCGAGAGCGAGCAGAAAGGAAGAGCAGUUCUGAUUUUUGGCCACAAGUGUCAGUCACGAGUUUAAAUUUCAAGAAAACGCAUGUAGCCUCUUUAAAACAAGAAUUAAUGUUAGUGCUUUAAAAAAAAAUACAACCUUCACAAUUCACAUAUGCAUCUAAAUCCUCCAAAAUUGGGCUCUAUUCACUUUCAUUGGAAGAGCUUCCCUGUAACUUUGAUUAUUUUUUCUUUCCUUCUUUUUUUAAAGGAAAACUAGAAAAGUGUGGAAAGUAAUUUAUAAAUAUUAUGCCAAAAAUGCUGUCAAAAAAGCUUGAUUUACAUUAAGCCAGCAAUAUAACUUUAGUUGUAAUCUUAGUAUGAGUGUAUAUAUAUAAAUGCUGAUAGCUGUAUGUAUGUUUUCUUCUGUAUGUUGGUAUUUGUACAUCCAUUAAAGCCCUGAACUUA